ACGGGGCACCCGCGCUUUCCGGCGCAGUCGUGGCGCGAAGCAGCUGUCAUGGCGGAAGCGAUCUGGAGCACAGACACCGGGGAAGCCGUGUAUCGCUCCCGGGACCCCGUGCGCAACCUGCGCCUCCGAGUUCAUCUGCAAAGAAUCACAUCAAGCAACUUCCUUCAUUACCAGCCUGCUGCCCAGAUGGGGAAGGACCUCAUAGACUUGGCCACUUUUAGGCCCCCUCAAGCGGCUAGUGGACACCGCCCUGACGAAGAGGAGGAGGAAGAGGUGGUGAUUGGGUGGCAGGAGAAGCUCUUUAGCCAGUUCGAAGUCGACCUGUACCAAAACGAGUCCGCCUGUCAGAGUCCACUGGAUCAACAGUACCGCCAAGAGAUACUGAAGCUGGAGAGUUCCGGAGGCAGGAAAAACCGGCGCAUCUUCACCUACACCGACUCGGAUAGAUACACCGACUUGGAAGAGUACUGUCAGAAAAUAACCACUGCAGCCAGCGAGGCACCUUCCUUUUUGGUUGAGCGGAUGGCAAACGUCAGGCGGCGCCGGCAGGACAGGCGAGGGAUGGAGGGCAGCAAACUCAAGUCUCGCAUCAUCACGUGGGAACCCUCAGAAGACUUCGUCAGGAACAACCAUGCUAUUAACACGCCUCUUCAGACGAUGUACAUCAUGGCGGACUUGGGGCCCUAUGGAAAGCUUGGCUAUAAGACGCAUGAACACGUCCUCUGCGUUGUGAAGGUGGACAGCAAUGGCGUGAUUACAGUAAAGCCUGACCUCACGGGCAUCAAGGGACCCUACAGAAUCGAGACUGAGGGAGAGAAGCAGGAACACACUUCUGCAUGGAAGUACACAAUCCACAACGUGUCCUCCCUCGCACAGCCAGAGGAGGAAGAGCGGGAACAGCGCGUGUUCAAAGAUCUUUAUGGCCGCCACAAGGAGUACCUCAGCAGCCUCGUGGGCACAGACUUUGAGAUGACUGUCCCAGGUGCCCUGCGGCUCUUUGUAAACGGAGAGGUAGUUUCAGCCCAAGGCUAUGAGUAUGGCAAUCUCUACAUCCAUUUCUUUGUGGAACUGCCGGCUACGAACUGGUCAAGCCCGUCAUUCCAGCAGCUCUCGGGAGUAACCCAGACCUGUGCCACCAAGUCCCUGGGGAUGGACAAGGUGGCCUAUUUUUCCUACCCGUUCACAUUUGAAGCCUUCUUCCUCCAUGAGGACGAAUCCGCCGACGCCCUCCCGGAGUGGCCCGUGCUCUACUGUAAGGUUCUCUCACUGGACUUCUGGCAGAGGUAUCGUGUGGAAGGCUAUGGGGCCGUGGUGCUGCCUGCCACCCCAGGGUCACACACCCUGACCAUCUCCACGUGGAGGCCCAUGGAGCUAGGCCUCGUGGCGGAGCUAAGGAGGUUCUUCAUUGGAGGUUCCCUGGAGCUGGAGGACCCCUCCUAUGUGAGGAUACCAGGGACCUUCAAGGGGGAGCGCCUGAGCCGCUUUGGAUUCCGCACUGAGACGACAGGUAGUGUCACCUUCCGCUUGCACUGCCUACAGCAGUCCAGGGCUUUCAUGGAAUCAAACUCCUUCCGGAAACAGAUGCGGAGUGUGUUGGACCGUCUGGAAGGGUUCAGCCAACAGAGUUCCACACACAGUGUGCUAGAGGCCUUCCGACGAGCCCGGCGCCGCAUGCAGGAGGCGAGAGAGAGCCUCCCCCAGGACCUUGUGAGCCCCUCAGGGACGCUGGCCUAGCUCUCUGCAUUCCUGGCCUAUGGAGCUAGAG
Messenger RNA from Acomys russatus (golden spiny mouse), 1765 nucleotides. It is a transcript of the gene Mks1, whose product is annotated as MKS transition zone complex subunit 1. Lineage: Eukaryota; Metazoa; Chordata; Mammalia; Rodentia; Muridae. The transcript is spliced from 18 exons. Gene Ontology annotation, cellular component: MKS complex. Bases 49 to 1734 code for a protein of 561 amino acids. The record is from RefSeq and is a predicted model, not a curated record. Gene Ontology annotation, biological process: cilium assembly.